Molecule: messenger RNA, 1678 nt
Organism: Amphibalanus amphitrite
Lineage: Eukaryota; Metazoa; Arthropoda; Thecostraca; Balanomorpha; Balanidae
Exons: 2
Coding region: 66-1295 (409 amino acids)
Source: RefSeq, a predicted model, not a curated record
AAGAGGAUCUUCCUAAAACGACUAUCGUCACCCCGUUCGGCGCUUGGCAGCACCUUCGGCUCCCGAUGGGACUCAAUGGUGCCGCGGCUAGCUGCGCCCGCAUGCUCGAUAUUGUUUUGCGCGAUCUUCCCAAGGGCACGUGUCAUUCCUACUUUGAUGAUGUUUGUUUGGGUGGUAAGACGUUCGAGGAGACACUUGAGAAGCUCGAGCUAGUUCUAGACAGGCUCCACCGAGCCGGUCUCACGAUCAAUCUGGAAAAGUGCUCCCUGUUCCGUUCGAGUGUCAAAUUCUUGGGACAUGUGGUGGAUGAGAGUGGCUUGUCUCUCGACCCCGACCGUGUGAGCAAAGUGCGCGACUGGCCGAUUCCGCGGACAGCCAAGCAGCUCUCCUCAUUCCUAGGGCUGGCUGGUUACAUGCGCAAAUUUGUCAAAAAUUUUGCGAGCAUCUCUGCACCGCUCUUCAAGCUGUUGCAGAAAGACGUGAAGUUCCAGUGGUCAGAGGAGGCGCAGUUCUCGUUCGACCGGCUUCGCAAAGCCCUCAGUGAAGCCCCAGUAGCACUAGAGAACUCGAACAGAAGUCAUCAGAAGAAUAAGGAGAUUUAUGAUAGAAAGCUAAAUGAGAAUAGUUACCUACCUGGAGACAAAGUGUAUCUGCACAAGGGAAUCGUUCCGCGCGGUCAGUAUUAUAAGUUUUUGCGUCCUUGGAAGAGAGCAGUAGUAGUAGAUCAGGUCGGUCCUCUGAACUAUAGGAUCAGACUAGAAGGAGCUAGGUCUACGCUCAUCGUACACCACAACAGGUUGAAGCCUCGAGUGGAUACCGGAGAAGGUGAGUCACCGGUGACCGCACCGACAGCGUCCGUCUCACGGGCGGACCCCGCCGCGAGACCACAGCCGGCUGUCGGGACAGCAGCAGGCUUGACCUUUCCGACAGGCCGAAGGAGGAUGGAUGGUGUCAGUGACAAUCAGAGGGUAAGUGGUGCGCAGUGUGAAGGUAGGCCUAGUUGCCAACCAGCUGACGCCGCUAGUCUUGACGACUCAGGACCGCCGGCCCUGUCCCUGCUGAAUCCGUUCGCCAUAUCUUUCGCCCCACAGACACCCCCAGUUCAGACAGAGACAGCGCGUGAGACACGUGAGAUGCCAGAGGGAGUCGCAGAACCGAUAGCAGGUUCAGCUCCGACUGGAGCAGCAGAGGUGCCGCCCGACGUGGCGAACACUCAGGUUACCGCAGAUAUGCGCAGUCCCGAAUUGCGUAGGUCAACACGAGUAGUCAUUCCUCCCGACAGGUAUUCGCCGUGAUUUUCCGUUGUGGGUACCUAUCACACAGAGCUGCUGUGUGCUGCUGUCGUUUUUAAUGUUUAAUACUGGGUGAAAGGCAAUGACAUUGGGCGAUAACUUGACUUGUGAUUCCUAUCGUAGUAAGAACAGCUGCAAGCGAGCCUUAGUGUUACCUCUGUACAAUGGGCACCUAGGUAGUUCUCUAGCGAAUGGAGAAGCGCACGAGCUGAGCUGCAAUACGGAGUUAUUCAGUUGAGACCGAACAUGUUUAGCCGUCCAGUUAAAAAAAAAAGUUCCUUUUUCGUAGGUCGAUGCGUUGUAUUGUAUGUGUAAAUAAUCGAGAAGUUUCUUCGCGUUAGGGAGGAAGGGUGUAAGCGGAUUUCCGCUUACAUGUUAUGCGAGCG